Microdochium trichocladiopsis is the source of this 2418-nucleotide messenger RNA. RefSeq lists its product as uncharacterized. Lineage: Eukaryota; Fungi; Ascomycota; Sordariomycetes; Xylariales; Microdochiaceae. Bases 401 to 2329 code for a protein of 642 amino acids. The record is from RefSeq and is a predicted model, not a curated record. Gene Ontology annotation, molecular function: DNA-binding transcription factor activity, RNA polymerase II-specific; transcription cis-regulatory region binding. The transcript is spliced from 4 exons. Gene Ontology annotation, cellular component: nucleus. Gene Ontology annotation, biological process: regulation of DNA-templated transcription.
CUUCCUGCCCGCUUCUUUUCCAGACUCUCGCUCUCGUCAUUGCAAAUCACGCCACUCUCUUCCUCCUCAUCCUCUUCACUAUACACGCCCGAGCGCUUGCUUCACGUCGGCCUCGUGGGGAGAAGUACGCUUCGACCGCGACAAGUAUCAACACCGCCCCAUACGCGCUGCAUCUGAUACACUUUGCCCUUGUUGUGGCUCCUGACAGCUAGCUGUUGUGCUCCACCGCGUCUGGUCUCGCCGCUGGCACCACUGCUCGUUCGCCACCCACCGUCCGACUCGCCAUCGAGCCAGUGAUUAUGCACCGAGCUCGACAGUAGUGCUUUCAGUCGACAGAUAGCCGUUGGAACAGUUCUGCAAUCCGAAGGACAACAGCCCCGCAACAAUCGCGAGCCUCACUAUGGCGGACUCUACACUCCCCACAAGCAACGAAAGAGCGCUCUCGAGCAGCCCUUCGAGCAUCAGCCCAGAUUCCUCUGCUCUGUCUCUGCAAUCUUCCUUUAGGCUAGAGUCUGGUUUUCCGGGUCAUGGCUCAGACAGCGAAAAGCACCCCAAGGGAAAGCGGAAGAGGACGACAUCGCAUGACAAGACGAUCCUCGAGACAUCCUACCUCGCGAACCCUAAACCCGACAAGGCUGCACGCCUGGAGAUUGUGCGGCAGGUCUCGCUGAACGAGAAAGAAGUACAGAUCUGGUUCCAAAACAGGCGCCAAAAUGAUCGCCGGAAGUCUCGGCCGUUGUCGGCAGAGGAGAUUGCGGCUCUGCGGUACGGCGGUGCCGUCCAGAUCUUGUCGGCAGACUCGUCUUUUGCAGUCAGCGAUAUUGCCGAUCAGCCCUCGGCAUCUUCAUUCGAUCUGCGCCAAAGCUCGACAUCCCCACAACAGCAACCCAUCAGCGCGGAGGUCGGAACCCCGCCAUCCUCCUCCUCUCCAAGACCAGCCGAGCCAGUCUGCACUCCCGCCCCAGAGUCAACCGUGAAGGCGGCAGCUCAGCCGUUCGAUCUGAACUCUCUCCCGUCCUCAUCUCAGAAGUCCGAGCCGGAGCGGGUACCUGAAACCCAGUCUCAGUCCUUCUCAACGUCAGUAGGGUAUCUGUCGAAUCGCUGGAACAUGAGCAAUUCGUUCUCCACGCCGUCGGCGGCCGCCCACCGUGAUGAUGAUGAGCAUCGGUUUGAAUCAAUGCCUUCUUCAGCAGAGUCGACGCACCGUCUCUCCACCUCUUCACUUUUUGCCAGCCAGACUUCUUCACAAUUUCGCUUGUCACUAUCGUUGGAAGGCAAGGCAGAGCUUGUUUCGUCCCAACCCUCCCCGCCGCGGCCCUCCAUCUCGCCGAUGCCACAAGAUACAACGCCCUUGCCACCAGUCCGCUUAAAUCGGACUUUGCAGAGAAGCCGGAGCUCACCUCUGGGUGUAACUCUCCCUCCAAUUUCAACACUCACAGCCCACCUUCCGCCGCAGCUCAGUCGAGGCCGGUCCCGGGACGUACACGCCUGGGAGUCGUGCUGUGACGCAGACAGCCGUGACGAGCUCACUAAAUUAGCCGAGAGCGAGUCCUCAGGCUCGGCUGUUGCCGCUAUCAGCCUUCUCCGAUCUAGCAGCAGCUCGGCAAGCCUGAGCAGCUUGGUACAAAAUUCAAGCGCACCUUUGUCAAGCAGCCCUGGCAACGGCGUUCUUCAGGCAAACUCCAACAAGCGAAAUGCGCCACCGAGCAACAGGACCCAUGGCCGCACUGGCUCUGGGCAUAAGAAACCCAAGAUCAGCCGAACGACCAGCAGUGUUGCUAUGAUGCAGACCUCGGCCUUGCAGCACCCCGACAAGGAGAACGACGGGCUGACACAAGAGGAACUUGAGCCGGAGAAGAAGGCUGCCGGCAAGGGAAGCCUCUCCGUGAUCUUGAGUCCGUCAGCUGAUAGCGACAAGGAGAACUGGAGCCCGGAUGAGGAGGGCAACCCAGCACACAGGAGAAGAGCCUUGCCAGAACUGUCGGCGGCCCCGAAGCUUCCCCCGGUUUUGGCAAGCAAAAACAUCCGACGAGCUGGGCGUGUUCUGGGCGAGCACCACUCUUUACUGAACAAGAGAGCGAACACAGCGCCAAUGCUAGGCAAGGGUGCCAACGGGAGCGGGAACCGCGACAAGGUCGACAUAUUCGAUGACAGCACAGCUGCCGGCGAGGAGGAAGAGCAAGAAAAUGCGGACAAGGAAGCUGCUGGCCCGCCGAAGAAGCGAAACGAGGUGGAACGUUUCAUGCGUGGAUCAGUCAGCCCGAGCAAGAAGGGCGACUUUGAUUGUAUAGCAGGCCUCUUGUCUUUAAGUCAAGGGGCCUGGCGGUGAUGAUGUACUGUUUCUGAUGAUAGCAGCGGUCUAGCAGAGAUCUUUGUGUUCUAAUAUGCCCACGAAUAACGACAAAAACUGGCAUUUCA